AUGGCUGACGUUCGCACUCAACUUCUUAACUCGAUGGAUUCGGUUCAUCUGGGAGUAACUCAGGCCGACAAACAAGCGGGCGUUGACUUCUACAAACAGUAAGUUCUUGACACACAAUGUUACCGAAAUACAUAUAAUUUUGCAUGGAGCACUACCUUAUUUAUUUGUUUGUAGCCUUUUCACCAGCGCCCCUCAAGUCCGCCAAUACUUCAAAGGAGCUGAAAACUACACCGCCAACGAUGUCGAAACCAGCGAAAGAUUCCACAGACUCGGCCGUCGUCUUAUUCUUGCCCUCCACUUCAUUGCAUCCAACGCCGACCAUCCAGAGACCAUCAAAGCCUACGCCCGGGAGCAAGCCAUCUUCCACCAUGGCUUCAAAAUGGACCCCGCUCUCUGGAAGGCCUUCUUGGACAUCUGGAUCGCCUUCUUGAAUCAGAAGGGCCCUGUUCCUCAAGCCACUAUUGAUGCCUGGUCCAAGACAUGGCCCAUCUUUGCUGAGGAACUAGUCAACCACGACAAGACUCUUUAA
Molecule: messenger RNA, 529 nt
Organism: Bursaphelenchus xylophilus (pine wood nematode)
Lineage: Eukaryota; Metazoa; Nematoda; Chromadorea; Rhabditida; Aphelenchoididae
Source: the annotation of a GenBank genome assembly